This is a messenger RNA of Dromaius novaehollandiae (emu), 2569 nucleotides long. It is a transcript of the gene NSG2, whose product is annotated as neuronal vesicle trafficking associated 2. Gene Ontology annotation, molecular function: clathrin light chain binding. Bases 228 to 779 code for a protein of 183 amino acids. NCBI's taxonomy places the organism in Eukaryota, Metazoa, Chordata, Aves, Casuariiformes, Dromaiidae. Gene Ontology annotation, cellular component: endosome; membrane. The transcript is spliced from 5 exons. Gene Ontology annotation, biological process: clathrin coat assembly; endosomal transport; G protein-coupled dopamine receptor signaling pathway. The record is from RefSeq and is a predicted model, not a curated record.
CGCCGCGCGGAGCGAGCCGAGCGCCAGAGCGAAGCGCUGUCCCUUCAGCACCGCCCCGGCCGCCGCCGCCGCAGUCAUCGUCGUCGUCAUAAUUAAAAAAUUAACCCCAAUAAAAAAAAAUAUAUAUAUAUAUAAAUCCCCCCUGCUCCGUGCCGCCCCGUCGCAGCGCCCGGCCGAGCCGCCAGCAGUGACCGCGUGGUUUGCAGUCUGGACAGCAAGGUCCAAGAAUGGUGAAGCUGGGGAGUAAUUUGAACGACAAGAACAACAAACAACCAUCCAGUGAAGAUGGGUUUCAGACAGUUCCUCUGAUCACACCUUUGGAAGUAAAUCACCUGCAGUUCCCCGCGCCAGAAAAGGUAAUUGUGAAAACAAGAACAGAAUAUCAGCCCGACCAGAAGAACAAAGGAAAACUCAGAGUGCCCAAAAUUGCUGAAUUCACAGUCAGUUUCACUGAUGGUGUAACAGAAAGGCUAAAGGUCACUAUUCUCAUAAGUCUGGCUCUUGCAUUCCUUGCCUGCAUAGUGUUUCUUGUGGUAUACAAAGCCUUUACUUACGACCACAGUUGCCCAGAUGGAUUUGUUUAUAAGCAUAAGCGGUGCAUUCCGGCCUCCCUGGACGCAUACUACUCAGCACAGGAUUCAAACUCCCGGGGCAGAUUCUACACUGUCAUCAGCCACUACAGCAUGGCUAAGCAAACCAGCUCCCGGUCUGUAUCACCCUGGCUUUCGUCAGGAUCGGUAAACCACGAAGCCAAGGCUGCCAAGACAGAAGGUCAUUAAAGUUAAUGAGUGGUGAUGGGAAAGUGGGAGGGUGGGGAAAAAACACCAUGUCUAUACUGCAUUGCUCCAGUUAAGAGAGGGCGCUGUGCUCACAGCAUGACAAGAAUAAAUAAAACCCAAGUGCAGGAGUCAUCUUAAUGGAUAUUUCUUUUCGUGCAUUGUUCUCGUUGAUUUGUAACCGAGUCGAGCUCUUGUACAAAGGCAUGUUUGAUGUUGACUGUACCUUACGAUGUAAAAAUAUUUUUAAAUCAUUGCUUAACUAUUUGUUAGAAAAAGAAAUUAAAAAACAAAAAAAGCAAAUUAGAUAAACAGCCAGAGAGGAAAAAAGCAACAAAGAGAAUCCCACAAAGUUGUAUUAUUGCUGGAAAGUUGUGAUGUGGGUGUAACGUGCAAUGAAAGAAUAGCUGAAAUCAUUUUGAGAGAGGGGGUAGAGAGCCCCUGUUACAAACCACAUUGCAGUGUUGCUUAGCUUGCCAAGGGGGGUGGGGGGGUGCAUUUUGCUGCAAAUUGAAUCCAGUAUCAGUGUUCAUUUGUUGAUGGAGAAAUACAUGCAUUCCCUCCUCCCUCGAACACACACACACACACACACCUCUGUGCAUAGAGGCCUAAAUAAGCCCAGAAAGAUCUAGGCAUAUGUAACAGGCCAUCACUGUGCUGCUGUUUCUUGGAUGGGUUCUGCAGAUCAAGUCCUGGUUGGUAUUUGGAUAUGGCACAGGGUGGGAGCAGAAAGAGGCCACUGUAGUGAAAGCAUGAAUAUACUUCCUAGCAUAGGGUUGGAAGACAGGAGAUCAGGACUUUAUUUCUGCUUCUGGCACAGCUUUCCUGUAAGGCCUUUGGCAAGCUACGUGAGUCUUCAUCCUUUAGAACCUGCAUACUGAGGGUCACCAGGAGACAAGGAAAUCCCUUUAUGAAAGGAGGCACCUCUCAAGUGUGGUAGUAGUAUGUCAACAGUGUUAAGCCUCUAACUUUUAAGCUUCUAAUUUUCUCCUCACCCAUCAAAUGGGGGAUGCUGCUGCUUCUCUCCUUCAGCUUCAGAUACUUUAGUGUUUAAUGUCAUUCAAGGUAGGUAGAGAUGGAUGGCAAGCUCUCAGAGUGCAAGGGUCUCACUGAAUCUCUGUGCACAAAUGCAAACAAGACUGCAAGCUUAGUCCAGGCCUGGACAGCAUAAAACAUCCUCUCCCCAUAGAUGGCAUGUACAAUUAGUGCAGACUGGUAGGAGUUACAAUGCUUGAUCAAAAAGGGAUGCUCUUUCCCAGAGCUGCUGCUUGGCCCAUUGCUGCAAGCUGGUUCUUCUCCUUGGUCUUGCAGGCAGUGUGAGUGACUGAGCAGCAGGAGCAGACACACGUGGAGGGCAAGGUCACAUUUUACUAAGGCUGCUUGUUCAGAUUUGUCGCUAGACUGGGAUGGAAAUUAGGAACUCACCCCCUUCUCCCCCGCAUUGGGCAGUUUUGUCCUCCAUUUUGCAUACAUAGACACUAGAGGGUGUAAAUGAGGGCAGAACUCAGUCCUAACAGGCAUCAUGAUAAAUAACUGUAUAGUGUAGCUAAAAAUGUAGUGCCAAAUGCCAUUGUCUGAUUUCCUAUCCUUCAUUCCCCUUCCACCUGUAAAUUCAUUUCUCACUCAAAAUGUACAAACCGCUCCCUCCACCAAAAAUCAAAACUCCAGCAAACCACUGAACAGUUUAUAAUUUUGUGGUGUAUUUUUUGUCAGUAGGUAGCAGAGACUGAAGUAUUUUUGGUGUAAUUCUUGAACUUUUCUGAUGGGAUAAAAUAAAGCUAGAUGUGACCGAG